Molecule: messenger RNA, 1545 nt
Organism: Stegastes partitus (bicolor damselfish)
Lineage: Eukaryota; Metazoa; Chordata; Actinopteri; Pomacentridae
Gene: tmem88b
Product: transmembrane protein 88 b
Exons: 3
Coding region: 413-1099 (228 amino acids)
Cellular component (GO): plasma membrane
Molecular function (GO): PDZ domain binding
Source: RefSeq, a predicted model, not a curated record
UUUUAGCGGCUGAGGAAGGAGCAUCUCUGCACAUGAAUUUGAUGUUGCAAGUGGAAAAUAACAGAGAAUCCAUGACUUAAUCAGCUCCACUGACAACUCUGGAUACUGAAGAGAAGAAGAAGAAGCAGCAAGAGAGCAGAGCUGCGGGACGCCAACAUACCAGCAUACCACCACUACAUAGAUAACGCUUCGGGAGGGAACCUCCACAGAGCUCUUUCAACUUCACACCAGAAAGGAGUGAAAAGAACAGCUGAAAGAAUAAAAACAUCAUUAAAGGAACUUUGCUGAAGUGUGUAUGUAGUACGUGGAGGACUGACUGGUCUGCAGUGGUCUUGCGAAGAAGUUAGAAAAGCAGAACAACCUGGAGGAGGAACAGCAAGAGGUCCACCGGGCCCCACAGCACAAUUUCACUAUGAGUAUGACUGGUACUCUAGAGAAGGGAGCCCACCAUCAGGCUUUGGAUCUGUCUGAGGAGCUGCCGCCUCAUCACCUCCAUCACCACACCAACCACCACCACCACCAUCUCCACCACUCCAACUCUCUGGCCUCCACCACCGCUGCGGGGGGAGGCAGAGAAACACCUUCACGUGUGGUCAUACCUCCUCCUUAUUCGGCAGCUGAGAGUGGAGGUGGGGGAAGUGAAGCCCCUCUGGAGCUGCGGGGGUCACUCGACUGCUGGGCUUGCUCGGUGCUGGUAACGGCUCAGAACAUGGUGAUUGCUGCGAUCAACGCCUGCCUUGCUGGAGUGGUGUUUGGGACCAUCCUGACACCAGCCAUUGUCAUGGUCGUGUUUGGCUUCCUCUGCCACUCUACAGUCCGCCCUCACGGGACGACACCUUACUGCUCAGACCUGCUGACUGAUGGAGGCUGCGUGGCUUUGCUGGUGGUGGGCUUCCUCUUGGUCACCCCUCUGUUGGUCCUGGCACUGGCUGCAUACUGCCGCCUGGCCCGACACCUCCAGCUGGGCCUGUGUUUCAUCCCAUACAGCCGGGCCGUGUACAAGAACCUGCCAGCCACCCAGCAUCGUGGCCUCGGCACUGGCUGCUGCGGUGGUCGAGACGGAGUCGAUGGCAGUGGAAAGGGAAAGGUCUGGGUGUGAGAUGAAGGUGGGAUGGGGAAGGGGGAAUAGAGAGAAAAUGGGUGAGGAUGACCAUGAGCUUAAGUAUAUAAAGGGAAGUGAACAUGAGAAUGAGGUAGGGGGUUGUAUAGCUGAGGAUGUGAGGAACAAGACCAUGUGUACCAGAGAAUGGAGGAAGUUGUAAAUGGCAAUUGCGAUAACAACCAACUGAACAUCCUGGAAGGCAAGUUACAUAAUGACUAAUGAAGUAUUUCAAAGUGUUAACAUCAGAACAACAUAAGUGAUUGUUGAGAAACAGAAUGAACAUGGUGUCCUAAGGAAUUUCUGUUGCUAUUGUUCCACUGAAUACAGUAACUUUCCAGAUUCAAUACGCUGUCUUUAAGUAUUGAGAAAAAAAAAUGCGUACAAUCAAAGCAUGUAUUUUUCAAGCAAGAUACAGAAAUAAAUAUGCCCCUGUGUAAUAUCAA